AAUGUACCUCCGGGCCGACAGGGGGCGCCCCGCCCCGUGGCUACGGCCCCGGCGCAUAUCAUCUGCGGACCGGAAGCGGCCGCCCUUUCCCUGUGGAGCACAGCCAUGGCCCGCGGCCCCAAGAAGCACCUGAAGCGCGUGGCUGCGCCCAAGCACUGGAUGCUGGACAAGCUGACGGGCGUCUUCGCCCCCCGUCCAUCAACCGGCCCUCACAAGCUGAGGGAGUGCCUUCCCCUCAUCAUCUUCCUGCGGAACAGGCUGAAGUAUGCCCUGACAGGAGAUGAGGUCAAGAAGAUCUGCAUGCAGAGGUUCAUCAAGAUAGAUGGCAAAGUUCGCACAGACAUCACCUACCCUGCAGGCUUCAUGGAUGUCAUCAGCAUUGAGAAAACUGGAGAGCAUUUCCGCCUGGUGUACGACACCAAGGGGAGGUUUGCUGUGCACCGCAUCACAACUGAGGAGGCCAAGUACAAGCUGUGCAAGGUGAGGAAGAUCUUUGUGGGCACCAAAGGAAUCCCUCAUCUGGUCACCCACGAUGCCCGCACCAUCCGCUACCCAGACCCACUUAUCAAAGUGAAUGAUACGGUCCAAAUUGACCUGGAGACGGGCAAGAUCACAGAUUUCAUCAAGUUUGACACAGGUAACCUGUGUAUGGUGACCGGUGGUGCCAACUUGGGUCGUAUCGGGGUGAUCACCAACCGGGAGAGACACCCCGGGUCAUUCGAUGUGGUUCACGUGAAGGAUGCCAAUGGUAACAGCUUUGCCACCAGGCUCUCCAACAUCUUUGUCAUUGGCAAGGGCAACAAGCCAUGGAUUUCCCUGCCCCGUGGAAAGGGCAUCCGCCUGACCAUCGCUGAGGAGAGGGACAAGAGGCUGGCAGCCAAGCAGAGCAGUGGGUGAGCACCAGUUCAGGCCAGCAGUUGUCCGUUCAGUCUGUUAAUUAAACUGUUUACCAAA
Calypte anna (Anna's hummingbird) is the source of this 954-nucleotide messenger RNA. Its product is annotated as ribosomal protein S4 X-linked. NCBI's taxonomy places the organism in Eukaryota, Metazoa, Chordata, Aves, Apodiformes, Trochilidae. Gene Ontology annotation, molecular function: RNA binding; structural constituent of ribosome. Gene Ontology annotation, biological process: translation. Bases 106 to 897 code for a protein of 263 amino acids. The transcript is spliced from 7 exons. Gene Ontology annotation, cellular component: ribosome; cytosolic small ribosomal subunit. The record is from RefSeq and is a predicted model, not a curated record.